AAACCAUCCUUAAGUUAUUCAGCUUUUGUAAAUCUUGCUCAAAACAAAUUUAAUUUGGUGAAAUUCUUCAAUUAGAUAACCCCACCAUUACAGGCAGAUCUCAUUUCACUCUCUGGCUAUUGGGAAGACCAGACCCCUUUUUAUUUGUGGAGAAACAACUCCAUAGAAAAUAGAAAAUAAGCACAAAAACAGAGACGUUUAUUUAUAACUACACGCUAUUCUAGUUUUCUACGAUGGCUUCUUCAGAAUCUGUUGACACAACCGACCUGUUUGAGAAGGACCAAACUGAGGGGUAUCGUAUUCCUGCUCUGCUCCACAUUCCAAACGCAAACAUACUUCUGGCGUUUGCUGAGAAGAGAAGCGGCCUCCGUGAUGAAGAUGCCACCAAGCUGUACAUGCGUGAGGGCACAUAUGACAACCCUUCAAACAAAUUUCAGUGGAAGGAAGUGAAAGCUAUCCAGUCUGCCACCAAGGAGGGGUAUCGAUCCAUGAAUCCUUGUCCCGUCUAUGAGAAAAAGACGAACACUAUCUUUCUCUUCUUCAUUGCAGUCGAAAAUCAUAAGUCUGAGCAAGAUCAAAUCGACCAAAACAAAAAUGCUGCACGACUUUAUUAUGUUACCAGUGCCGACCACGGGCAGAACUGGAGUGAACCUAGUAAAGAUCUAACAGAUGAUUUCGAGUGUGACUGGGCAACAUUUGCCUUGGGUCCCGGCCAUGGCAUUCAGCUAAGUAAUGGCUGUCUUAUUAUCCCUGCCAAUGCUCACGUAAAAGAGUCAGAUAAACAAGUCAGGGUACAUGCUUUCACUUUCUUUAGUGAAGAUCGCGGAAAGACCUGGCAGUUAGGGUCCUUUGUUUCUGGGGAGGAGUGUGGAGAAUGUCAGGUGGCGAUGGUGCACGAAUACAAAGUAUCUAGUUCCAAAUGCUGCAAAGUUAGCAAUUGUAGACGACCUCUAAUCUAUUGCAAUGCUCGGAGCAAUAAGAAUGGUGAGAAACAGUAUCGGGUGGAGACUUUCAGUCAGGAUGGUGGAAAAACCUUCACAGAAGGGAAACUGAUGAAACGGCUGGUUGAACCUCCCAAAGGUUGCCAUGGCAGUGUCAUCAGUUUUCCUUCCUCUGUAGUUUUGCGUGUCAAAAACUACUCUGAAGUUGAAAAGUAUCACGAUGGACAGGGAAAUAACUCCCAAGAGUUUGACAUUAUACUGUUCUCGCACACCACAGACACAAAAUCACGGAAUGAUUUAGGAAUUUACCUUGCUACCUAUUCUGGUAAUAGUCCAAUCUGGACUAAUCCUUGGGUCAUUAGUGCAGGUAAAUGUGGCUAUUCAGACCUGGCAUUUAUUCAACUUCCUAAGAAAAAUCCUGUUGUUGCUUGUUUGUUUGAACAAGGGAGCACAAAUGAAAAAAUCUCAUUUUGUCUUUUGCAAAUCGAUGAUAUUAUUGUGAACACUAUAAAACGCUGAUUGAUUUCAGUGUCCUUUAUUGCGUAUAUUAUGAAUAAAUCUGAUUGAUUGAUUAUUUGAUUGAUUGAUUGAUGGGAAUCCAGAUUCUGACAGUAACAAUUUGAAAUUAAUUUUUUUUCAUUUCAACAAUUACAACUGAAAUAUAACUUGAAAAAUAAUCGAUAUUUUAAAUAUCUUCAAAUCCGUGAUUAUCUGAAAAAAUAUACAAAGGACUAUUAUAAUGUGCCCCCAGACUUAUUAGAUGAAGCCAUGAAGAUAAAGGCUAAAUCAGCAAAUCUAAUGUCAUACUUAUAUAAUAUUAUAUUGAAUAUAGAAAUACCUACAACAGAUAAUAUUAGAAGAGAUUGGGAACAAGAAUUAGCUAUAAAAAAUUUCAAAAGAGAGCUGGGAUAAACACUUAAGAUAUGUGCAUAAAUGCUCGAUCAACGUACGACAUACUCUAAUCCAAUAUAAAACAUUACAUAGACUAUAUUAUUCAAAAACUAAAAUAAAUAAACUCUUCCCCAAUGUCUCACUCAUUUGUGAUAAAUGUCAGGUACAAGAAGCUAACAUAGCGCACUCUUUUGUUUUCUGUACAAAAAUUCAAAAAUUCUGGAACAAAAUAUUUGAAAUCUUUACAAAAUUAUUUAAAAUAAAACUUCUACCCAGAGUAGAAUGGAUCAUUUUUGGAAUAUCGGAAGCUAACCCUGAAUUAAAUAUGUUUCAAAAGAACUUACUUAAUUAUGGGCUAAUAAUCGGAAAAAAGCUUAUACUUAAAUUUUGGAAAAAUGCUCCAAUACCAACAAAAAUGUGGAUUUCAAACAUGUUCAAAACAUUACACUUGGAAGAGUUGAGACUCCUCCUAGCAGGUAAAGCAGAUCACUUCCAAAAGACGUGGUCUGCAUUUAUGGAACUAUUACAAGCUAAGAUGCAAUAAUAAGUUAAAAUAUAAAGGCUACCAGGACCGGGUAAUGGGGGGUAUAAAAUACAUUUUUAAUAAAAACAUGGUUGGUAGAUCCUUUUUUGCGGAGUUUUGUGUUACAAUAGAGCGACUGAUUUUCCUUUUUUCCUUUUUUUUCCUUUCUUUCUAGGGUCUUAAUUAUUUUCUUUGCUUCCUUCUCUAAUUCCUUCCCUAAGGGGUUCUUUUCUCCCAACACUUUCCUGCACCUUCACGAUUCUUGCUUACUUUUCUUACUUCUUUUAUUUCUUUCUCUUUUACAGCUCAAAAAAUGAAGUGGUACAACAUAAUGUAAUAAGAUAUAUGCGAUGUAUUAAUGUGAUUUACUGUACUGCUAAUAAAAAUAAAAUAAAAAUAAAAAAUUU
Molecule: messenger RNA, 2762 nt
Organism: Leucoraja erinaceus (little skate)
Lineage: Eukaryota; Metazoa; Chordata; Chondrichthyes; Rajiformes; Rajidae
Product: sialidase-4-like
Exons: 3
Coding region: 234-1460 (408 amino acids)
Biological process (GO): ganglioside catabolic process; oligosaccharide catabolic process
Cellular component (GO): membrane; lysosome; cytoplasm
Molecular function (GO): exo-alpha-sialidase activity
Source: RefSeq, a predicted model, not a curated record